CCAUGUCAGGUUUAUACCAUGAUCUAUAUUCUUUUUUCUUUAGUGCAUUUAUGAUCCGUAACCGGUCUAUGGUUAAUUUUUGUUUGCCUUAACUGGCCUUAAAAUUUAAUUCACAAGUAAUUUUCAAGUGUUCAAAGAGUUUUAAUACCUAAGUCAUUUAAUUCGCGAUGGCUGCACAAUUUUUUAGCCGAGUGGGACAACUAGGCUUAGGUGUUGCCUUAGUAGGAGGUGUAGUAAAUUCCGCAUUAUACAAUGUUGAUGGUGGCCAUAGAGCAGUUAUAUUCGAUAGAUUUGCUGGUAUUAAGAAUCAAGUUGUCGGAGAAGGUACUCAUUUUUAUAUUCCAUGGGUCCAAAGGCCAGUUAUAUUUGACAUUCGGUCUAGACCACGAAAUAUACCAGUAAUUACAGGAAGUAAAGAUUUACAAAAUGUCAAUAUUACGUUACGUAUAUUAUUCCGACCGCUUCCCGACCAGCUUCCUAAAAUUUACACAGUCCUUGGUGUUGAUUACGAAGAACGUGUCUUACCGUCAAUUACAACAGAAGUUUUAAAGGCUGUUGUAGCCCAAUUUGAUGCUGGUGAAUUAAUUACACAACGAGACUUAGUCUCACAAAAAGUAAGCGACGAUUUAACUGAAAGAGCAUCUCAAUUUGGUGUUAUAUUAGAUGAUAUAUCUAUAACACAUUUAACAUUCGGUAAAGAAUUCACACAAGCUGUAGAAUUAAAACAAGUUGCACAACAAGAAGCUGAGAAAGCACGAUUUUUGGUUGAAAAAGCUGAACAAACGAAGAAAGCGACUGUUUUAUCAGCUGAAGGUGAUGCUACAGCUGCAGAUUUAUUAGCGAAAUCAUUUGGUGAAGCUGGUGAAGGUUUAGUUGAAUUAAGAAGAAUUGAAGCUGCCGAGGAUAUUGCUUACCAAUUAUCUAGAUCACCACAAGUAGCUUAUUUACCUGGUGGACAAAAUUUAUUGCUUAAUGUUCCAACUCUUUAAUAAAUUUACUUAUAUAUAA
Molecule: messenger RNA, 1008 nt
Organism: Chrysoperla carnea
Lineage: Eukaryota; Metazoa; Arthropoda; Insecta; Neuroptera; Chrysopidae
Gene: Phb1
Product: protein l(2)37Cc
Exons: 4
Coding region: 168-989 (273 amino acids)
Biological process (GO): mitochondrion organization
Cellular component (GO): membrane; mitochondrion
Source: RefSeq, a predicted model, not a curated record